GGCCUUUUAAAAUUCGUUGUAUAAAUGAUUUCAAAUUUAUUUAAAAUGUUUUAAUUACAUUAUACUAAUUGUUAAUUGUAAAUGAAUUGGUUUACAAAGAAUGUGUAUGAAAUCUUCUCUUGAUUGUGUAACAGAUUCUUUUAAAGAUCGCUAUGGACUUAUCUGGAGACUACUCGGACCUGUUUAAUGAUGAAUCUUUGUUUAAAGUAAUAGAUGAGCUUGAUAAUUUGUACCCCAAUGAAGGAAAAAAGUCUAAAUCUUCGGAUUCCGUCCUUCCACCGAAGGAAUAUACCCUUAAAAAUCAAAGCUAUAGCAUAAAUUCCACUAGAUAUGACACUGAAACAUCCUCAGUAUCUUUUAGUGAUGAACAGUUCAGCAAGGAUUCAAACCUUUGGAGAUCACACCAAUCCAAACUUGAUUUACACAUUUCUACAGUUUUGGAUCCAUUUGUCAAAUAUAUCCUUGAAACAUCUAUAAAAGAAGGAGAGAAGGAUGUGUAUUUUACCAAAAAGAAAGACUAUCUUACAUUUUUAAUAAAUCAACUUGUGGUAAUAUACAAAUAUGAAUGGAAACAAAUACUAACUGGGGAAAGGAGAGGUGGAAGUGAAAGAAACACUACCGAGGUUGAUCAUGAUAAAGAAGACUUAUACCAACAGAUUUCAAAUGAAUAUGAUAACCUUUCAAGGGGAAUUACAAGCUCCAGCUCAAUAGAGACUGUAGUGGAUAAUAAUAUAGGGAAUAAUGAGGAUGUAAUAGGUGAAGUAUAUAUAGAGCUUGGGUAUAGACCUGAAUUUAUAGAAAUGUUGUACAAUAAAGGAAUAGAUUACUUUUACCAUCUUCUGGACUUUCUUCUAAUGUUAAUUGAGAAAACUAAUUAUAAAUAUAAAAUUGUUCAAGCACUUGAUUUGUUAACAAAUGUUAUUAAAGUUAUGCCAGAACUAUCUAUCUUACUAGUUGUUCCAAGGAACAGAGACUCAAAGAUAUUGAAUGAAAAGAAAUGUUAUUUUAAGUUAUUGGUGAAGGGAAUAUUGAUAAAAUUAGGGUUUAAAGAAACCGUUUUGGACACAUACAAGCAGUGCUUAGAAGGAACUUUUGUACCAUUUUACAUGAUGAGGAUUAAUAAAGAUGAAGAUUUAAUGGAACAAUUGUUGAUUGUAUAUGUUUUGGACCGUUUUUUAAGUUUAUUCCAGUUGUUGAUCGAGAAUAUGUUUGAGUUUGUUCAGUUGAAGCUGGAUAAGGAUAUAAGGACAUCAAUAAUAAAGAAAAUGAAAAAAUAUUUAUUUAUACCAUUUUUAGGAAUUAAAACGUUACACGAGUUAUUUCUACCCUUUUCAGGCAAUUUUGAGUAUAAAAAUUUGGUGAAAAUCGAUUACGCAAGUUUGUUUAAAAGGUUUAUGUACCCUCCUCCUCCACUAUAUAUGCUGAGAUUGAAGUUAUUGAAUAUACUAAAGUCGCUGGUUUCCGCAGGAUUUUUCAAGUAUAAAGGCAAUUUUCUUACUGCUAACAGAAGAAUAAUACAAUCUGAACCUAUAACAGGAAUGAACCAGAAAGUUGAUAAAGUGUUGGCGAGUUACUUCCACAUGCUAGCUUUUGGCACAAGUUUCCUGUUAAUGGUGGAGUUUUUUAAAAGAAGUACUGAGAGUAUCGGGAUAUUUUUCGGAAACUAUCUGUUAUUGAUCCCUCAUUUUAGAUUUAACUACGCAUAUUUUAAUGAAAAUAUGGUGAUUGAAAAUAAUGUGUACUCGAUACAGAGAGGAAUUAUUGAUUUUCUAUUGUCAUUAAAUGAGUCUAGAGUCUUUUUGGAUGAGAAUAUAAUGAACGUAAAAUCGCUAAAUUUAACACAAAAUAGUGUUAUUAAAAGGUUAGUAUCGCUUUUAAUACAAUAUGUAAGUGGGACAACAGAGUCUGAAAUACAAGACGCUGAAAAUGAUUUUAACAUUGAUAACGAGUUUAAUAUAAGAAAUCGUCCAGUUAUUAACUGUAAUCAUGAUUGUAAGAUGAUUGAACCAUAUAAUACUAGUACCAUAAGCAAAUUCCUUCUUGAUAUUGGCCCUGAUUUAGCUGAAACCCCAGGAGAUGAUGGGGAAGAAUUUGUAGAGGUGGAAAUGGCCGAAGAAGUAGUUGAUAUAUGUAAUUAUGAAGUAUAUGACAAGGCUUUAAAAUUGGGAUUAGAUUUGUCAAAGCUUUAUAUACCAAUUGAAAAUCGCAAGGUAGUAAAAUAUGCAAUAAAUAAUACACCACGAAUUAAAUUCAUGAAGAAGUUUACAAAUCCUAACGUUUUAUCCGAUUAUGAAAUGGAGUUAUUAAACCAACAAACAAAUGAAAGUCUAUUUAGUUCAAUGGAUAAGAGGGAGAAAUUGAUGAGAUCAGAUACUGUGUAUAGUACUACCAGAAGAUUAUCACACGAUUCAACUAUUACACUCGAUGAUGGUGCAACUAACGUUUUCAAUGAUAAUGUUCAUUGUGGAAUAGAAUGUAUAAUAGAAAAGCAUAUGAUAGAAGAACCACGGUUUAAAACUGUGUUCAGUUUGCGUAACGAGUUGGUAAUGAAGCUGUUUGAGACAAUAUCUUCAUUUCCAAGUAAACACUUGGGAGAUUUCGAACCUAUUUACAAAUCAUUUUUAAAACGAAUGUUAUUUUAACCCUU
This is a messenger RNA of Theileria parva strain Muguga, 2647 nucleotides long. RefSeq lists its product as uncharacterized. The record is from RefSeq and is a predicted model, not a curated record. The transcript is spliced from 4 exons. Lineage: Eukaryota; Apicomplexa; Aconoidasida; Piroplasmida; Theileriidae. Bases 153 to 2642 code for a protein of 829 amino acids.